AUGUUUCUGAUUUCAUUAAACGAAUUUUACUUUGAAACUUGUCUUUCAUCAGAUGGAAUAGUUCUCCUUGAUCGCUCGCGAGACAAACCUGAAGCAGAUGGAUUCUAUCAUUUAUCAAACUACGAAUUCAAUUGUUUUCGACAAUUAUCUGAAUGUUCCCAACACGGUUGGUCAUUACGAUUCAAAUUAUACCUCAAUCCAUUUCAAAUCGUCGAUCGAGAACGAAAAUUGUUAGUAUUUAGUAGUGGUGCACAUGAACCCCACGGUGAUGGCAUGUCUAUUUAUCUUUAUCAAUCUAAGAAUACAUCCUAUUUGGAAUUUGGCUUGAAAGAAUUUCGAAAUGAUCAGUUUGCGUAUUUCUGGCAAGUAGACGCUGAUUUAGAAGUUAGCAAAUGGAUCGAUGUUGUGACGAUUGUUGAUCAACGCGUCACAGCAUUUGGAAAACAUCAUCAGAUGAGCAUAUUCUUUGACGGACACUUCUAUAAAGAAACACAGAUGGAAAAUUAUACGGAAGUUUUUGCAUUUAAGUAUGCUGAAUUGCAUCCAAAAGUGGUGACAGUCUAUGGCAAUGAUACAGGAUUGAUGAAAUUCGAUGAAUUUGUUUAUUAUGAACGUGCUCUCUCAGAAGAAGAAAUUACUAAUGUAUCGUUGGAUCGUGUGGCGAUGGGUUGUUUAAAAGAAGUUGGCAUGAUUCAUCAAUAUGUUAUUCCUGAAAAAUACGAUCGAUGGCAGCAAUGCCGCGCGGAUUGUUAUGGACGAAAGAUGAAUAUUGCUUUGUAUUCGCCCUCGAAUGGUCACUGUGCGUGUAUUCAAAAUUCGUAUGAAUUGGACGCCUCAUUUAAGUAUGAUAUGACCAAUUGUCAGUGUUCAUUGGAAAAAUCAAGUAAACCGUGUCGUAAGGAUGACCAAUGGCAUGUAUUAGCAGUUUCCAAUGUAAUUGAUUUAAUCGACAGUGAAGUUGGCCUCGAGAUCCAUAUGGCUGAUUCCAGUUUUCUUACUCAUGGUCGAACGCGAGUUCAAAUAAAUGAAGGCGUCGAAAUCGUUGUUUUGAUAAAAAAUGAACGAAAUCUCGCUUCGUUGACUGUCUACGGUGACAUCGAAGGACAGGAAACAAUGAGUUCCAAUAGUUCGAAUGAAAUAUACAUUACCCCUGGCGUUGUGAACCUCUCAUGGAAAAGUGAAGGUGCAAAGAAAGUACAAUUUCGUGCUGAUUAUCGUCGCGUGGUCAACAAUGAGAUGGCUGAAUAUCGUACUGUUUAUGCCGACGUUGUUUACGUCAAAACAGAUUUGCCGUUACAAUUCGUCCACUUCACAUCGGAUAGUCGUGAUGGUCAAAAAUAUCAAAAUUUCACUGUACAAACAUUCGGAAGUGUACCAAUCAAUUGUACAGUUGAUUAUGGUGAUGGACAUCGUCAAACAAAUGGUACAAGUCGUCAUCAAUACUACACAGCUUAUUUCGCAAGAAAUUAUACGCGUUAUGGACAAUACAAUGUCACCGCUCGUUGUUACAAUGAUCGUAGUGAUAAUAGCACACAGAUAACACGUACAAUUCGACGAGAGAAAAUGAAUGUGAAGAUGAUUGUUCAUGAAAAUCUCAUGGAGACAGACAGUGUUAGCCGAUUCAAUUUAAUAUCACGAGAAGACUACUCAUUCCGGCAUGCCAGUUGUUUACAUUUAAGAAACAUGGUCACAAAUGAUAAGAUGAAAUUGAUCUGGCGACGAAAAACUCUAGAAGUUAUUCCAAAUGAUGUCUUAUCCGUUGGCAAACACAUGUAUCAACUACAAUGUGAUGAUACGCCAUUACAAGCUUAUUAUCUUUAUGUUCAACCAGCUGUUCGAUCAUUGGAUAUCGAAGCAUCACAAACAAUCAUCAAAAGUGGACAGUCAGUACAAUUCUCCAUCAUACUCGAGCCUACGAUUGAUCUUACUGUUGUUUUCGAUUGUAAUGCACCUGGAACUCCAUUACAGAUCAUUUACAUUCAAAAUGUAACGGAUAUGUCACCGAUCGUCGUAGCUAAUUGUACCUAUUCUAAAACGGGUCAAUACCAUCCAUUAGUUAGUGCCAACAAUCGUAUUAACUUAGUCAAUCAGUCGAUUCGAAUCGAUGUUGAAGAGCCAUUAUCACAAUUCAAAGUCGAAAUCGAAGAUCGUCAUGAUGUUAAUCAAUUAACAUCAGUUACCAUACGAGCACUAGAGCGCAUUCCAUUUGAAGGGGUCUUUACCUUAACCAUUGUCGAUAGCACGAGUAUCAAUGAGAAAAAUCAAACACGAACUGAACGUAUACAAUUGUUAUCAUCGAAUGACUUCACCGAACAGUUCUAUAUGAAUAUAACCACAUACGGCCGACAAACAGUACAUGUUCGUGGUGGUGAAUUUCCUAACAUACGUGAAGCGCAAACAACCUUUACAAUUGGAACAGACAUCACCGUGAAACCUCAAGUGCAUAUGGUUAAUCAAGUGGCUCUUGUUAAUGAAGAUUUUGUUUGGGUGGAUAUUCAAUGGAUUAACGGAAUCGGUUUUGACAUUCAGGUUGAUUACGGAAAUGUAAAGAAAGUUUUGAUUCGUUACGGACAAAUCAUGGCCAGUCAAAUGAAUCGUAUCAUAAAGAAGAAUGAUGGUGAACAUCAAAUACAAUGGAAGCGUCUUACUCGACAACGAUUUCAAGUUGGAUACAAAUUCAUGAAAGCUGGCACAUAUAAAAUCGAUGUUACUUUCACUCAACCAUCAUCCAAACUUCUAUCUGUCGAAAUCAAAUGUCCAACAGUCACUAUCGUCGAUGGUAUCACUGAACCUGAACGAACAUGCUUCCCCGAACAACAGUUUUCUCUUGUUUCUUCCAAUGCAUUCAAUAAUGUUACAUCUUAUUCACCUGUUUUGCUUCUUCCUUACACUCUUCAACAUAAUCUUGAACCAGUCAUUAUAAGCAACUGUUCAGAACAUGACUUUGUCUAUUCAUUCUAUCUGCUAUCCAUUGAUGCAUCACACUGGAAAUAUUCUCGUACACAACGAUAUUCUCACUCGAUGCAUCAAUCAUUUCAAGAAACAUUUCUCUCGAAAGAUUGCUCUGAACUUGGUCCAAAAUCAACGUUAACAAUCGAACCGAAAUCGCUUUCCCAUGGAUAUUACAUGGCGUCUUUUACUGUGACGACCAGUUCGAAUCCGUUCGAUUUUCGACAAUUUUUUCAACCAAUUGAAAUCAUCCGUUCGGAUUUGGAAACAACCUUUGGUGGAAAUGAUACUUUGACAAAUGAUCACGAUACACUCGAAUUAGAUUUCUACACAGCAACGAUCGAUCCCGAUACAAAAGAAUUCGAUCGGCGAAAAGUUAACUUCACUUUGCUCUGUUAUCCAGAAGUGUUGCAACCAUCGAUUUUCAUUCCCGAUACAAUUCAACUUGGUUCGACACGACCUACAGAAGCAAAUCCACAAAAUCAUAACAAUUGGUUUAUUCAGUGGAACAACUUCUCAUUGGUAACUCGUCGUUCAGAAUUGAAUAUUCAAAUCUAUGAAAAUCAUUGCAUAUUACCCAAUCCGAAACGAGCGAACAACAAACCGGUGAUUCAAUUUGAUCCUAAGACGAAAACGUUCAAUAUCAGCGAACAAGAUCUCGAUUUCAGUAAUGGUACACUCUACUUCUUAUUGAUUAUUCGGCAUUUAAUUGAUGGACGACAACUGAUUGCACGUUUGGAAGUUGACAGACAAAUGAAAAUUGUGUUUGAAACUGAAGAUUUGAGUGCAUUGGAGGACGCCUUGGGCAAUUUGGAUGAUUUAGCUUUGAGUAAUCCGAAAAAGGCUGUCGAAUUGAUUUCAAGUCUGGCUGACAAACUCAACGAGAUGAGUGAUAAUUCUACUACCGGAGAAAUAAGUGAUGCAGAUCGAGAUGCGAUGAACGAACGUAUGGCAUCUAUGCGAUCAAAGAUGUUAUCAUCAAUGGAUACGGUGAUUGAUUCAUCAAGCGAUCCAAAUAUGGUCGACAAAGUGCUCAAAGCUAGUGCGACAGUCACAGCAAAUAGCAAUCAGAUGCCAUUGAAUAACCAAGAAAAAGGCGCUGGUAUUAUUGAAAAAGUCGGUAAUAAAGUGAAAGAAAUGGAAACAGCUGAUGAAAGUACUGUUACUGGUUUAGCGACCUCGUUGAUGGAUGUUGGCGGUAAUGUUCUUCAAGCGGCAUCGAAAACAGUCAAGAAGGAUAAGGACAACGAUCCUGCUGCUGUCAUUGAAAAUCUCGAAGCGGAAAUGAAAGAACCUGAGGAGGAAGAAGAAAUCGAAACGAAAGUUUUGUAUGCCCCAACACAAUUCUAUGAUGAUUGUGACGAGUGUGAUACUUUACCGGAAGAACGAUGGGAAGCAUAUCGAUUAAAACUUGAGGAAGAAAAGAAGGCAAUCGUUAAAGGACGACAACGGGCUUCGAGUAUUGCUAAACGUAGUGCUUCUGGCUUAUUCACAGUUGGCGAUGCUCUAACAAAUCGUUCGUCAGGUGAUGAACCUAAAACAAUCGAAAGCAAAUCCAUGGCAAUGACUUUCACAAAAGCGUCUCCAGAUGGCCAAUCAAGUUUAUCUGCUGGUGAUACGAAUAUUCGAUUGCCUAGUUUCAACGAUCUCAAUUCCGAAUCCGGUGGUUCAAAUGUAUUCACUAAAGUGCUCGAAUCUAAAGAGAAUCCAUACGCAAGUGCAAAUGGUAAUACCGGUGUUCAAGGAAGUGUAGUCACGAUUAUUCUCUCACGUCCCGAUGGAUCUGAAAUGCCUGUCACAAAUACUACCAAACCAAUCUCGAUUCGACUAUCGAGACCAGUCGAUAAACAACCUAAAUAUCAAAUUCAUGAAUCGCACGGCACCACAUUUCGUUAUCAUAAAGUGAAUCUUCCCGAAAAGAAUAUGACCCUAUCGAUUUAUGUUGCUCCGAAUUUUUCACCGAUGGAUAAUUAUGCUGUUUAUGUUUCAUUUGGAGAAAAUGAAACUUUACUAGAACCACCGACAGAAUCGAAAUUUGAUAUGUUAUUUGUUUUGCCAAACCGAACAGCGUUGGGUGAUGUUAGUUUGGAAGACGAACAUGAAAUUCGACAUACAAUCUUCAUGCCGCCGAACGUUCACAAGGGUAAUGGUACAUAUAUAGUUGGUGUCAAAUUACUGAAUGCGAGUACAUCAAUGAAUCUGACAGAAUAUAAUUCGAGUUAUACAGUAAAUAUGUAUGUUUCAAAAUGUCAAUAUUGGGAUGAGAAACGAUUCAUAUGGAGUUCAGAUGGUUGUCAAGUUGGACCAUUAACAACUCUGAAAUCAACAGAAUGUCUCUGCACACAUUUAACAACGUUUGGUAGUGAUUUCUACGUUCCACCGAACACUAUUGACUUCAAAACAGUCUUUACAAAAUUUAAAACACUACAUGAAAAUGCUGCUGUAUUUAGCACGGUCAUCGUGAUCUUUGGUUUAUAUCUUCUUGCAGCGAUCUGGGCAAGACGAAAGGAUAAACAAGAUUUAGUUAAAUGGACAGCCGCACCACUUGUCGAUAAUCUCCCUAUUGAUAAUUAUCACUACUUAAUUACGGUUCAUACGGGCGUAGGAAAAGAAGCGAGCACAACAUCAAAUGUCAGUUUCGUUAUGUCUGGUGAAUCAUCCGAUAGUGGUGUAAGGAAACUAUCAGAUGGUAAAACUCAAGUAAGUUUGCGAAUCAUUAUUUUGUACUGGGAACAGAUUGUGUUUCCAUUUCGAAUGCUUGCACACUGCUAG
Messenger RNA from Adineta ricciae, 5721 nucleotides. The record is from the annotation of a GenBank genome assembly. Lineage: Eukaryota; Metazoa; Rotifera; Eurotatoria; Adinetida; Adinetidae.